Messenger RNA from Prorocentrum cordatum, 473 nucleotides. Lineage: Eukaryota; Dinophyceae; Prorocentrales; Prorocentraceae. The record is from the annotation of a GenBank genome assembly.
AUGGCGCUCACAGGUAUCCAGUGCGGGCUGGACGCAGACUCGAUGCGGGCAGCUGUGCGGCGGGACAGGCAAGCUCCUGGAAUGACUGCUCUCGUGAAGCUCAUGAAGUUCCUGAAUGUAAUGAAGCCCCCGACGCUCUUGAAUCUCCUGGAGCUCCUGAAGCUUCUUGAGCUCCUGAAGCUCCUGAAGCUCCGGAUUACCGUGACCAUCGUGGAGCUGGUGGGGCGACGGGCCCGCAUCAUCGCGCCGGUGGAGGGCUGGGUCUCCACGGAGACGAAGGACGGGGUGCAGAUCAUGCGGCCCUGCACGAUGCAGCGGCGCUCGGCCCAGAACGAGGCGUUCGAGCACAUGUUCGAGCAGAAGUUCAACCGGAUCAAGGGCAGCAAGGGCAGCCAGGGCUACGAGCUGGACCCGCGCUGCGCCGAAUUCGACCACCGGGCGCUCGCGUCCGACGACCGCUCCCUGAGCCCGAG